CUGAAAGCAAACAACUUCAACUUCACCACUUUACAUCACAUCCCUUCACUUCACAUUGCAUUGCAUUCAACACCAACUCUUGUCAAAUCCAACACAAUACAAUACAGAAACAAUGGCUGUCCCUCCCAAGUUCGCCGGCCACAAGCUCGAGUUCGCCCCGCCAACAGCUUCAUCCUCCUCCGUGCCGCGCGCAACUCACACCUUUGAGCUCUUCGUCGACUACUGCUGCCCCUUUUCCGCUCGCAUCUUCAACACGCUCACCACCCAAGUCUUCCCCGUCGUGCGCGAGACCCCCGCCUGGGCCAGCAGCCUCACCGUCGUCUUCCGCCAGCAGGUGCAGCCGUGGCACCCGUCGUCGACGCUGAUGCACGAGGCGGGCCUCGCCGUCCUGCGCCUGGCCCCGGACAAGUUCUGGGCCUUUAGCGGCGAGCUGUUUGCCGUGCAGAAGGACUUUUUCGACGUCAGCGUCGUCAACGAGACGCGCAACCAGACGUACCGCCGCCUGGCAAAGGUGGCCGCAAAGGUCGGCGUCAGUGAGGAGGAGGUCUACAAGCUGCUGGUCAUUCCCGACAAGGCCGGCGAGGAUGGCUCCCUGAACAUCGGCAAUGCCGUUACCAACGACCUCAAGGUUGUCACCAAGAUGAACCGCCUAGUGGGCGUCCAUGUCACUCCGACUGUUGUUUUCGACGGUGUUGUUCAGGAUACCAGUUCCGGCUGGACCGUGGACCAGUGGAAGGAGUUUUUCACUAAGAACAUUGCGUAGAUGGACGUGAGAGGGAAGAUGGAUAAGCUACUUCUGCAGCUUUAGCAAUUGAAAAAUGAAGUCAAUUAGUGUUUGUGCUCG
Trichoderma virens Gv29-8 is the source of this 844-nucleotide messenger RNA. RefSeq lists its product as uncharacterized. NCBI's taxonomy places the organism in Eukaryota, Fungi, Ascomycota, Sordariomycetes, Hypocreales, Hypocreaceae. The record is from RefSeq and is a predicted model, not a curated record. The coding region runs from base 113 to 763 and encodes 216 amino acids. The transcript has a single exon.